This is a messenger RNA of Patiria miniata (bat star), 1214 nucleotides long. RefSeq names its product telomere length and silencing protein 1 homolog (gene c9orf78). Gene Ontology annotation, cellular component: spliceosomal complex. Bases 69 to 974 code for a protein of 301 amino acids. The transcript has 10 exons. NCBI's taxonomy places the organism in Eukaryota, Metazoa, Echinodermata, Asteroidea, Valvatida, Asterinidae. Gene Ontology annotation, biological process: mRNA splicing, via spliceosome. The record is from RefSeq and is a predicted model, not a curated record.
UAGUCAAUACGCUCAAAUGUCGCGGGGUACCAACGAAAUUGCAGACGACAGUGAACAUUUUGGGGAAAAUGGCGACGUUCAAGAAAAAGCAAUUUCGUCGACGAAAGGAAUCCUCCUCAGAAGACGAAGAGGCAGAAGAAACCGAAGAAGUCAGAGCCAUAUUGGAGGAGACAAGAGAAGCACAAAAAUUCAGACAACGCCAACAUGGUGUCAGUUCGGCCAGCCUUGCAAUUGGGAAAAAAUUCAGCAAAGAAGAGGAGAUUGACAAUGAUCCCUUCAAGCUUCGGACCGGGGGAAUGAUCUCUCUAAAAGAGAUUAAAGACAGAAAUCGUGACAGAUCAGAUGAAGAUUCACGAGAUGUUCUGAACAUGGAGAACACGUUCGCAGCGGAGACCAACAGGCGGGAUGAAGAUGCCGAAAUGAUGAAGUACAUCGAAAUUGAGCUUGCCAAGAAGAAAGGGCGAGGCGGCGAUGAUGAAUCUGAUGAAGGAAAAAAGAAAGGGGAAAAAUUGAAGACUGCAGAGGAUAAGCUGUAUGAGUUGCCGGACCAUCUGAAAGUUGAAUCCAAGAAGAAAUCCGAGGAAAUGCUGUCCAAUCAAAUGCUGUCGGGAAUACCGGAGGUGGAUUUGGGAAUCGACUCCAAGAUUGCCAAUAUCGAAGCGACAGAAGAUGCCAAGCAGCAGCACAUUGAGGAGAGGAGAAGCAAGAAGAAAGACGUCACCUCCUUCGUGCCCACCAACAUGGCCGUCAACUACGUCCAGCAUGCUAGAUACAUGCACGAGGAGUUGAACCCGCCCAAGCAGAGAGUUGUCAAGGUGGAGGAACCUAAGCCCCGACCAGUGGUCGUUGGAGAUGCCGAUGGACCAGUGCAAACAACCCAGUCACCACCCAGAAAGCUGAAGAGGAACAACCUGGAGAAAGCCACAGAUGAUUACCACUACGAACGCUUCAAGAAGCAGCUCAGGAGAUACUGAAGGUGAUCAGUGUGUUGGUCGGUUGAUCUGUCUGUCUGUCCGUUGCCGUUUGAACACGACUAUAUAUUUGAACAUGACUGUUGUGUACUGCCAAGCCUGGACUUCACAUAUGGCAGUUGGCAAUUGGGGCACAUAAUUUUAUUUUAAUCACUGUAUAGAAACAACUGUAUAGCCCCAACUUCAGGCAGUUUCAUCUCGAGCGACUUGUUUGACGGAUCGCGUACUGCAUAGUCCACACUG